AUGGCAGAGCACCAACUUCUUCCCGGUCAGUCAGGCCUCCCCGUGCCUAAUUCGACAAAGUCACACUGGCAUAAGGAGCCUUCUGAGAAGCUCUUUGGUCACCGCACAACGCCCGAACUGCCUCAUUCUUGUGAUUGCAUCAUUGUGGGCUCCGGUAUAACUGCGGCUAUAGCCGCGCAUACUCUCAAGGAGAGGAGGCCGGACUUGAACAUAAUAAUGCUCGAGGCCAGAGAGGCAUGCUGGGGUGCUACUGGACGGAAUGGAGGUCACUGCCAGCCCGCAAUGUACGCUGCCAAACCACACAUUGCCUCUUUUGAGUUGCGAACAUACUCGUACCUAAAAUCGCUUGUCGAAGAAUACUCUAUUCCUUGCGAUUGGCAUUCCACAUCGGGUGUACAUGCCUUCUUCUCAAAGCCCCUCUUUCAACUGGCGCAAGAGGUCAUACAAAGUCUGGCAGAGAGAUACCCGGACCUUGCCGCCAAUGUUGCCGUCGUGACAAAGGGCGAGCAGGGUGCUCCAUCGUACCUGAUCGAGGGCGAGAGAAAGGAAAUGACCCUCGAGGGUCUGCGGAUUCCCACAGCUGAAGGUGCCGUGGUGCAGUGGAACGCUGCCAGCCUGUGGCCGUAUAAGCUUGUGGCCUUUAUACUGGAACGCCUCCUUGCCGCGGGCAACUUCAACUUGCAGACCAAUACGCCCGUGACGGGUCUGCAGAAGGUCGAAGCCCCUUCCAACUUGGCAUCACCCACCAGCCCGAGCAGCGAGAAGAAGGGUAUUGACCACCCAACCUGGAUUGUACAUACCCCCCGUGGCCACAUUACGGCCCGCGCCGUGCUUUUGGCGACAAAUGCGUACACAUCGCAUCUCCUUCCCGAGUUCAGCGAUCUGAUUGUGCCCACUCGUGGACAAGUGGCGGCUCUGAAACCUCCUGUGGAGCCGGCACCGGGUGAGCCUCCUCUGGAUAUUGGCCACACGUUUUACAUCCUUGGCGAGGAGGGCACUGAAGAUGUCCACCGUGAGGAUUACCUAGUCCAGCGUCCGCCUCCCAACGCAGAGCUCGUGCUCGGUGGCGGUCGCCAGCUCGCCAAGGGAUACGCAGUGGGCGUUUGGGAUGACAGCACCAUGGACGAGCCGGUCAAGUGGUGGCUACGGGGAGAACUCACAAAGGCUCUGGAUCUCAGCCUUCGCGACGCUCCUCAGAGUCCCGUCAAGCACGACCACCCGUCUUCGGCCGCCAACAAGCAGGACCUUGAACCCACGCACGAAUGGACUGGCAUCAUGGGUUAUUCUCGGGACGCCCAUCCGUGGGUCGGACCCGUUCCCGCUUCGCUGGGCGGUGGAAGUGGUCUCUGGCUCAGUGCUGGCUACACCGGCCACGGCAUGCCCAACGCGGCACUCUGUGGCAAGGCUGUCGCCGAGCUAAUGACGGGCGCGGACGAGGUCGACCUCCCCGAAGAGUACGAACUCAGCGAGGAGCGGGUUGAGCGGGCGCGGAUGCGGGCCACGGUGAAGGAAGCUGAGGAGAAGGGAGCCUUGGUCUUUGACCUUGGAGCUGUCAAGGUCUGA
Pestalotiopsis fici W106-1 is the source of this 1563-nucleotide messenger RNA. RefSeq lists its product as uncharacterized. Gene Ontology annotation, molecular function: oxidoreductase activity. The coding region runs from base 1 to 1563 and encodes 520 amino acids. Gene Ontology annotation, cellular component: cytoplasm. The transcript is spliced from 2 exons. The record is from RefSeq and is a predicted model, not a curated record. Lineage: Eukaryota; Fungi; Ascomycota; Sordariomycetes; Amphisphaeriales; Sporocadaceae.